GUUUAAAGUAAAAUUUAACUGUCAGAUACUUAAAUUCAAUUCAUAUUUAUAUCAAUAUUUAUGUUUUAGAAUACAUCAAUACGUCUCUCUUCGACCUUCAUCGAACGUCUCUCGAUGACAUAGCUGGUAUGAAACGUUUAGUUACACACAUUCUAUAAUACUGUGCGGAAGUAAUAACAUCGCAACGUGGCUAUAUAGUUGAGAGCAGAGAUAUUGUGAUAAAUUCAGUAAGAUUAAAAAAUGCAACUGUAGCAAAUGUUUUCGUGAUUAAUCAGUGAGAAUAAAUGCACACUUAUUACAUAAUUAACACACUUAUUACAUUAAUAAAAUAAUUAACGACAAAGAAUGGCACAUAACAAAGAAUGGAAUGUUAAUCGUAACAGUUUCUUAUGGCCAUAUUUUAUAUUAGAAGAAUGGCCCAAUGCUAAAUGCAAUAUUUGUGAUAAACGUUUCCAUGGUGGACAAAUAGUGCAUUUAGAGAAUCAUUUGUCCUGUGUACAUCCAGAAAUAAUAGAAAAAAUACGAAACGAAAUUAGAGGUACCUGGCUGUCCGAGUAUUUCACAUUUGUUGAAGACUGUUCUAAAGUCAGAUGUAUUAUUAACAAUUGCAUUAUCAAUAUAUUUCGUGGAAUAAAUCAUUUAACAGACCAUUUGUUUAAAAAACACAACCUUGUUGAUCCCAACAACAAUGUAAGCGCUGGUGGUCAACGACCAGCUGAUAUACAUCUACAAGCUGCAAAAGGUAAAAGAUCGGGAUGGAAUUCCAAUAGCAUGGUAUUGCAAUAUUUCACAUUAGAUGAAUGGCCCUAUGCAAAGUGCAAUAUUUGUGAUAAAUGUUUCCAUGGUGGGCAAAUAACGCAUUUAGAGAGACAUUUGUCCCGUGUACAUCCAGAAAUAGUAGAAAAAAUACGAAACGAAAUUAGUGAUACCUGGUUGUCCGAGUUUUUUACAUUUGAUGAAGAACGUCGUUCUAAAACCAGGUGCAUUAUUGACGACUGCAUUAUUAAUGUAUAUUACGGAAUAAAUCAUUUAACAGACCACUUAUUUAUGAAACAUAAUAUUGUUGAACCCAACAAUAACGUAAGCGUUGGUGAUCAACGAUCAGCUGGUACACAUCUACAAGCUGCAAAACGUAAAAGAAGAUCAAAAUGGAAUUCCAAUAGUAUAGUAUUGCAAUAUUUUACUUCAGAUGGCUGGCCCAAUGCAAAAUGUAAUAUAUGUGAUAAACGUUCCCAUGGUGGACAAAUAACGCAUUUAGAGAAACAUUUGUCCUGUGUACAUCCAGAAAUAAUAGAAAAAAUACGAAACGAAAUUAGUGAUACUUGGUUGUCCGAGUACUUUAAAUUUGACGAAGAACGUCGUUCUAGAACCAGAUGCAUUAUUGACGAUUGCAUUAUUAAUAUAUAUUACGGAAUAAAUUAUUUAACAGAUCACUUGUAUAUAAAACAUAAUAUUGUUGAACUCAACAAUAACGUAAGCGCUGGUGAUCAACGAUCACCGGGUACAUAUCUACCAGCUGCAAAACGUAAAAGAAGAUCAGAAUGGAAUUCCAAUAGCAUGGUAUUGCAAUAUUUCACAUUAAAUGAUUGGCCCAAUGCAAAAUGCAAUACUUGUAAUAAACGUUUCCAUGGUGGACGACUAAUGCAUUUAGAGAGACAUUUGUCGUGUGUACAUCCAGAAAUAAUAGAAACAAUACGAAAUGAAAUUAAAGGUACUUGGUUGUCCGAGUAUUUCACAUUUGAUGAAGAAUGUUCUAAAGUCAGAUGCAUUAUUAAUGAUUGCAUUAUCAAUAUAUUUCGCGGAAUAAAUCAUUUAACAGACCAUUUGUUUAAGAAGCAUAACAUUGUUGAACCCAACAGCAAUGUAAACGCUGAUGAUCAACGAUCAGUUGGUACACAUCUACAAGCUGGAAAACGUAAAAGAUCAGAAUAAAGUUCCAAUAGCAUGGUAUUGCAAAAUAUUUCACAUUAGAUGAUUGACCCAAUGCAAAAUGCAAUAUUUGUGAUAAACGUUUCCAUGGUGGACGACUAAUGCAUUUAGAGAGACAUUUGUCGUGUGUACAUUUAAAGAUAAUAGGAACAAUACAAAAUGAAGUUAGAGGUACAUGGUUGUCCGAGUAUUUCAUAUUUGAUGAAGAACGUUCUAAUACCAGAUGCAUUAUUAAUGGUUGCAUCAUCAAUAUAUUUCGCGGAACAAAUCAUUUGUCUGUCUGUCAUAAUACAGAUAAGUCAAUAUUAACAAUUUAUACACACACAUACACAAACAAGAAAAUUUCAUAUAUGCAAUCAUACAAUACAAUUAAUAGUUGAACCCAACGGAAAUACAAGUAUUGGUAAUCAAUUAGUUGGCGCAUGUUCGUAAUCCAUAGAAGGACAAAUUAGCAUGGACUCUUCUAACUUAAUAUGGCAAUGUUUUACUUUAGAAAGUGACUCGUUGCAAAUGCAAUAUUUGUGAUAUCUUUUUUUUGUAAUGUGACGAAUAAUAUAUUUAGAGACUCAUCUGUGUAUAUCUAGAGAAAAUAAAAAAAUGUAUAAGA
This is a messenger RNA of Solenopsis invicta (red fire ant), 2536 nucleotides long. RefSeq lists its product as uncharacterized. Gene Ontology annotation, molecular function: DNA binding. NCBI's taxonomy places the organism in Eukaryota, Metazoa, Arthropoda, Insecta, Hymenoptera, Formicidae. Bases 346 to 1932 code for a protein of 528 amino acids. The record is from RefSeq and is a predicted model, not a curated record. The transcript has 5 exons.